AAACUGUGUGUCAAAGCCGCAAAGACACGUGGUAAUAGCAGUCUGGAAAGCAUCUGGCUUUGUUUCAGCAUGCUGAAACAAGUAGCGUCUAGCCAUCCUGGCUGCAUGGUUGGUCAGCAAUCUCCAGCACUUGCAGACACUGCCAAGUGAUUUCACAUGCCUUAUUUCACGUGAUUGUCACAACCACCUAGAAAGGUAGAGCAGGAGACUGAAUGGGACACGGAGAAGGCACGUUACAGAGCUACUAACGCUCAGAGGUUGGAUUUGAACGGAGAUCGUCAAAGCUGCAGUUCUUUCUCUGUCAUCAGUCUCCUCGGAGCUGGGCCAGGGUCCUGAUGCUGAGUACCCAAAGCGCGCGCACCUGCGCCGGAGCAAGACAAGCCAGCCAAUGAGGAAACCGUAUCUAGGAGGCGGGACGGAGAAGUUGCCAAUGACAGAGCCUGCCCCCAGAGAGAUACGGCUAAUGAGGGCCUCGUGCCGAAGAGGGACUGCCGCUUGUCCAAUAAGAAGCUGUGACCAGCGAGGCUGGAAGGCGGAACAGCCAGCUGGGCGCUGGGGCGGGGCGGGGAGCCCAGCGCCAACCCGCCAGUGCCCGAGCCCCGGCAUGCUGCCCCCAUCGCUGCCCGCCAUGGCCCACGCUGCCCGGCUCCUCGCCGCGCUGGCCGCGCUCCUCGCUGCCGCCGCUACAGGCGAUGCCCGGCCCAGUAAAAUCGCUGUGGUUGGAGCUGGAAUCGGGGGCUCUGCUGUGGCCCACUUCCUCCAACAGCACUUUGGCCCCCGGGUGCAGAUCGACGUGUUCGAGAAGGGGACCGUGGGCGGCCGCCUAGCCACCAUCUCCGUCAACAAGCAGCACUAUGAGAGUGGCGCCGCCUCCUUUCACUCCCUGAGCCUCCACAUGCAGGGUUUCGUCAAGCAGCUGGGGCUGCGGCACCGGCGCGAGGUGGGAGGCAGGAGCGCCAUCUUCAAUGGGGAGAACUUCGUGCUGGAGGAGACAGACUGGUACCUGCUGAACCUCUUCCGCCUCUGGUGGCACUACGGCAUCAGCUUCCUGAGACUGCAGAUGUGGGUGGAGGAGGUCAUGGAGAAGUUCAUGAGGAUCUAUAAGUACCAGGCCCACGGUUAUGCCUUCUCGGGUGUGGAGGAACUGCUCUACUCACUGGGAGAAUCCGCCUUCGUCAACAUGACCCAGCGCUCCGUGGCUGAGUCCCUGCUCCAGGUGGGCGUCACCCAGCGCUUUAUCGACGACGUAGUCUCCGCCGUCCUGCGGGCCAGCUACGGCCAGUCAGCAGCGAUGCCCGCCUUUGCCGGAGCCAUGUCUCUAGCGGGGGCCCAGGGUAGCCUGUGGUCUGUGGAGGGAGGCAACAAGCUGGUUUGUUCUGGUCUGCUGAAGCUCACCAAGGCCAACGUGAUCCAUGCCACGGUGACCACUGUGACCCUGCAGCCAACAGAGGGGAAACCCUUGUAUCGGGUCAGGUAUGAGAAUGAGGCGGGCACGGGCUCUGACAACUAUGACAUAGUGGUCAUCGCCACCCCCCUGCACCUGGACAACAGCAGCACCAUCGCCUUUGAAGGAUUCGACCCACCCAUCGAUGUCGUCCAGGGCUCUUUCCAGCCCACUGUCGUCUCCUUGGUCCAUGGCUACCUCAACUCUUCCUACUUUGGCUUCCCCGACCCUAAGCUUUUCCCCUUUGCCAAUAUCCUUACCACAGAUUUCCCCAGCUUCUUCUGUGCCCUGGACAACAUCUGUCCUGUCAACAUCUCAGCCAGCUUCCGGCGGAAGCAGCCUCAGGAGGCCGCUGUUUGGCGAGUCCAGUCCCCCCAGCCCCUCCUCCGGUCCCAGCUGAAGACCCUCUUUCGCUCCUAUUACUCAGUCCAGACGGCCGAAUGGCAGGCCCACCCCGUCCAUAGCCCCCACACCCCUCUCCCACGGUUCACACUGCAUGACCAGCUCUUCCACCUCAAUGCCCUGGAGUGGGCGGCCGGCUCCGUGGAGGUGACGGCUGUGGCUGCCAAGAACGUGGCACUGCUGGCCUUCAACCGCUGGUACCAGGACCUAGACAAGAUUGACCAAAAGGAUUUGAUGCACAAGGUGAAGACUGAGCUGUGAGGGCUCCGAGGAGAGCUGGAAAUGUCCAGCCUCUGCUGAAGAAGGACUCCCUUCACAACAGCCAAGAUUGUAUAAGCCACGUGCACCCACAGAGUCCUUCUCUGACCCCUCCUGUGUGGAGUGUCCUUUCCCUCCAGUGUGGGUCCCGGUGACCUACUCUCUGCCUUUGCAUCUUAAGGAUUCUCACAGUGAUGGUUUUUUUUUUGAAGGGGGAGAGUUAAAGAAGGGGAAGAACAUUCAAGCCAAUGUAUUCACUUAUUUAUUUUUUUUUUUUUAAGAAGAAAUAAAAGUCCAUCUUAAGCUG
Messenger RNA from Bubalus bubalis (water buffalo), 2411 nucleotides. RefSeq names its product prenylcysteine oxidase 1 like (gene PCYOX1L). The record is from RefSeq and is a predicted model, not a curated record. Bases 389 to 2107 code for a protein of 572 amino acids. NCBI's taxonomy places the organism in Eukaryota, Metazoa, Chordata, Mammalia, Artiodactyla, Bovidae. Gene Ontology annotation, biological process: prenylcysteine catabolic process; prenylated protein catabolic process. Gene Ontology annotation, molecular function: prenylcysteine oxidase activity. The transcript is spliced from 6 exons.